AUGUGGAGAUGGGGAAAUGCUAAAAAGCGCCGAUCGAUGGAGGAGCGGCGCCUCGACCUGGUGCUGGUACCCUUGGGACUUUUGGUGAUGGCCGUGUACCAUGGAUGGCUUCUAUUCACUUUCAUUCACAACCCGAAACGCACUGUAAUCGGCCUCAACGCCCACGCCAGACAGAGAUGGGUCAGAUCCAUGAUGGCUGAUCCCUUGAAAAAUGGAGUCCUAGCCGUCCAAACCAUACGCAACAACAUAAUGGCAUCGACCCUACUCGCGACCACAGCAAUCACCCUCAGUUCGCUUAUAAGCGUUGUCGUGAGCAGUGCAUCGUCCGAAUCAUCAUCCUACUUAGUCUACGGCAACAAGACGCCGCUCGUCUCAUCAAUCAAGUACUUCUCCAUCUUGGUCUGCUUUCUCGUAGCAUUCCUCUGCAAUGUCCAGUCCAUCCGAUACUAUGCGCACGUUAGCUUCCUUGUGUCAGUAGCCCCACCUAAGAACACCCCAGGGGCUGUCUCAUACGUCGGACGUUGCCUGAACCGUGGCAGCUUCUUCUGGACCCUUGGAUUGCGGGCCUUCUACGUAUCCUUCUCCCUCUUCCUUUGGAUCUUCGGUCCCAUACCCAUGUUUUCGUGCUGCUGCGUCAUGUCCUGUUUGUUGUAUUUUCUUGAUUCUACGGCGGAUUUCACCCUGCAUUUCUCUGAUCACUUGGGUGGGAUGGAGGAUCUCAAAAUGAAUGACGUUGAAUCCCAAUGAUUAUGCCCUGCAAAAAAUGUGGGCCCCACCUCGAAGAUCCGGCGAUUGUUAAGUUGGUUGUAAUGAGAAAUGAUCUGAUACAACAGCUGUAGCAUAUGUUAUGAUACAGUCGUUCUUUUAGGUUCAUAUGCCACGUGUAGAAUAUCUAAUCCGAGGAAAAUGUGGGCCGCAUCAUCAUUGUCAGCUGAUAUGAAAAUCAGGACGAUCCACUCAUUGGUGGGUCACGCAAUACGCUACUCUGAUGGGAUGUUCACACAUAUGACGUUGGAUGGAAAAAAUGGCUGUAACGUAACUUAUGAUACAACCGCUGCAUUGGAUUGUUUAUCUGUCAUGUAUGUGAGUUUAUGCGAUGUGGGUGUAUGCUAAUGUGGAAUAAGAACUUUUUAGCCUUCUUUCAA
This is a messenger RNA of Magnolia sinica, 1145 nucleotides long. RefSeq lists its product as uncharacterized. The record is from RefSeq and is a predicted model, not a curated record. The transcript has 4 exons. The coding region runs from base 1 to 747 and encodes 248 amino acids. Lineage: Eukaryota; Viridiplantae; Streptophyta; Magnoliopsida; Magnoliales; Magnoliaceae.